Molecule: messenger RNA, 399 nt
Organism: Condylura cristata (star-nosed mole)
Lineage: Eukaryota; Metazoa; Chordata; Mammalia; Eulipotyphla; Talpidae
Gene: INSL3
Product: insulin-like 3 (Leydig cell)
Exons: 2
Coding region: 1-399 (132 amino acids)
Biological process (GO): adenylate cyclase-inhibiting G protein-coupled receptor signaling pathway
Cellular component (GO): extracellular region
Molecular function (GO): G protein-coupled receptor binding; hormone activity
Source: RefSeq, a predicted model, not a curated record
AUGGACCCCCGCGUGCUCACCUGGGCGCUGAUACUUGUGGGCCCUGCCCUGGCCCUCGCUCUGCUCCCCAUACCUGCCCCGGAGGCUCCAGAGAAGCUGUGUGGCCAUCACUUCGUGCGUGCUCUGGUGCGCUUGUGCGGUGGCCCGCGCUGGUCCUCUGAGGAUCGGCGGCCUGUGGCUGGAGGUGACCGUGAGCUACUUCAGUGGCUGGAAGGACAACAUCUCCUCCGUGGGCUGGCCGCUGAUGGAGCACCUGCACUGAUUCCUGCUCCCCCGCCCCCGCCCCAGGCCUCACACCACAGUCUUAGCCGCCGGCAGGUAGUUACCAGCAACCCUGCCCACCAGUGCUGCCUCCGUGGCUGCACCCGGCAGAAGCUACUGUCUCUCUGUCCCCACUGA